AUGUCAGAGGCAGCGAUCCAAGAAGUUGUCCAAGAGCUCCUGGAGGGCUCAGGGGACCUGUCCGAGAAGGAUGACUGCGGGCUGCUCCACUUCCUAAUCCAGGGCCUUCGGAGCUCCAACGCCGGGGUUGCUGAGGCCGCAGCACAAGGUCUCCUGGCUCUUCUCUCUCGCAGCCAAAGCAACCGAAGUAUCAUCCGGGCAUCCUCGGCGGCUUCUGCUGCAAAGGCCAUGCACUUCCUGCGCCCGGAGCUGGCGGCCUUGGCGCAGAGGCUGUCCGACGAGCUGGAGCUUGAUCCGGAAGGUCCCGAAGCUCCUACGCAUGAGAUGGAGAACUGGUUGAGCUUCACAUACACCAAGGCAGAGCCUAUGGCUGAGCCUAAGGCAGAGCCUAAGGCGGAUCUGGUGAUAACCUUGAAGAUUAAGCUCAGCGAAGCCAGAGAGGCGGAGCUCUUGUCCAGCCACGGGUGGAGGGUCUGGCCUGGGGCGCAGGUGCUGGCAUCCUGGAUGGUGUCUCAACCAAGCUUCCUGGUGGGCCAGACUGUGUUGGAGGUCCAGUCUUGUCCCCUCAUACGAACCCUAUUAGGAGGGAUCAUGGAAAGUUGGAGCUUGAGUUUGGAAGAAUUCUUGGGUCAUGGUAUGGGCGGUAGAAUCUAUUGA
Molecule: messenger RNA, 657 nt
Organism: Symbiodinium natans
Lineage: Eukaryota; Dinophyceae; Suessiales; Symbiodiniaceae
Source: the annotation of a GenBank genome assembly